Molecule: messenger RNA, 2688 nt
Organism: Adineta steineri
Lineage: Eukaryota; Metazoa; Rotifera; Eurotatoria; Adinetida; Adinetidae
Source: the annotation of a GenBank genome assembly
AUGGCAUCACUAGAUUCAACAAUUGUUCGUGUAGUUGAUAAUAUAAAAAAAAGUGAUAGUGACUCAUGGAAUUAUCGUGGAUUAGAACUUUCAAAUGAGAUGCUUGUUGUACUGAUAAGUCAUCCAAAUAUUGACAAAGCAGCUGCUGCACUUGAUGUUUCAGUCGGUAAUUUAGCUGAUUCAAGAGAUGUUCCUGGUACUGCUCAUUUUCUUGAACAUAUGCUUUUUAUGGGUAGUUCGAAAUAUCCAGGUGAAAAUGAAUAUUCAAAAUUGAUAGAAGGAAAUGGUGGCUAUAAGAAUGCUUUUACUAGUGGUGAUCAUACAAAUUAUCGUUUUGAUAUUAAUCCAAAUUUAUUACCCGAAGCACUAGAUGUUGAAUCAUUAAGAACAACACCUAAACAACGUAGCAUUGAUAUUCGACAAGUACUUUUGGAUUUUCAUAAAGCUGAAUAUUCAUCAAAUCGAAUGAGUUUAGCUGUACUUGGCAAUCAAUCACUUGAUGAACUUCAAUCACUUGUUAUGAAAAGUUUUAAUGAUGUUCCAAAUAAAAAAUUAAAACCAGCUAAAUAUCCUUCGGAUCCAUAUGGUGAAAGUCGAUGGGAAGAAAUUAUUUAUAUUAUUUAUCAAUAUAUAGCUAUGUUAAGAAAAGAAGGACCAAACGAAUGGAUUUUUAAUGAAUGCAAAAAUUUAGAAGCAAUGUAUUUUCAAUUUCGUGAAAAAGAACCAGCAAAUGAUUUUGUCUCAAAUUUAGCGGGUCGAAUGAGGAAUUAUCCAUUAACUGAAUGUCUUUCUGGCGAUUAUGAAAUGCGUGAAUUUCGUCCAGAUUUAAUAAUUGAAGAACUUAAUGAGUAUUUAAUUCCAAGUAAAAUGCGAGUAUUUCUUCAAAGUAAAAAAUUUACUUCGAUUGCAACAGAAAAAGAAAAAUGGUUUGGUACACAAUAUAAACAAGAAUAUUUACCUGAAGAACUUAUUAAACGUUGUGAAACAUGUGAACUUAUUCCUGAACUUCAUUUACCAAUACCAAAUAAAUUUAUUCCAACUGAUUUUCAUUUAUUUUCAAAAGAACAACAUUCCGCACGACCACAAUUACCAAUAAAAAUAAAAGAAAAUGAAUUUUGUCGACUUUUUUAUGGUGAAGAUACAUUUUAUAGAUUACCUAAAGCAUAUCUUUAUUUUGAAUUACGAAAUUCGUUAGGAUGUGCAGAUCCAUUACAUUCUAGUAUGAAUGCACUUUAUGCUGGAUUAGUUAAAGAUUCUUUAACUGAGAUUGUUUAUCCAGCCCAACUUGGUGGAUUACAUUAUGAAUUAUUUGAUUUAAAAUAUGGUAUACAGUUAACUGUAUAUGGAUUUAAUCAUAAAAUUAAACAAUUACUUGAAACGAUUAUUGAUUGUAUGGUUAAUAUUAAAGUUGAUCCUCAACGAUUUGAAAUAUUAAAAGAAAAACUUAAAGCAUCGUUAAAAUCUUUUCCUGAGCGUGAUCCUUGGGAAAUGGCACAUUAUGGUCUUAAAUAUUUAACAGCUGAACAUCAAUGGAAUUAUGGUGAAUUACUUAGUUGUAUUGAUAAUAUCACAGUACAUAAUCUAGAUUCAUUUAUAACACAGAUGUUAACUCGUUUUUUUACGGAUUCAUUAAUGUAUGGAAAUUUAACAGAAGAUCAUGCACUUGAAUAUAUGAAUUUAUUUGUACAAAAAUUCCAAGAAAAACAUUUUUAUCAACUACUUUUCCCCGGUAUGUGGUUUAAUCAACGUGAAUUAACAUUACCAGAAGGUUAUUGUAAUUAUGCAUAUAAAAUGCUUAAUGAUGCUCAUAAAAUAUAUGCUAUUGAAAUAUAUUUACAAUGUUUUCAACAAACACUUGAAAAUACUGCUUUACUUGAAUUAUUUUGUCAUCUCGUUCAUGAACGUUGUUAUGAUCAAUUAAGAACAAAAGAACAAUUAGGUUAUAGUGUUAGUUCUGGUGCACAUCGUUCACUUGGUGGUAUACAAGGUUUUAGUGUUGCUGUGCAAUCGCCUAAAAACCUUGAUCAUGUUAAUCAACGUAUUGAAUUAUUCAUUGAUUCAAUAAGAGAUUAUAUUUCGAAUAUGCCUGAUCAUGUAUUUAAAAAACAGCGUGAAGGUUAUGUGGUAAAAAAAGUCGAAAUUCCAAAGGGAAUGUAUGAUCAAGUACAUAAAUUUUGGUAUGAAAUAACCAGUCAUCAAUUUUGUUUCGAUCGACCUCAACUUGAAGUUGAAAUAAUAAAAUCUUUGGAACGUACUGAUUUACUUCAUUUUUAUGAUCAUUAUAUAUCAUUAAAUUCUAUUCACCGUCGUAAAUUAUCUGUUCAUGUUAAUUCAUCUGCAACAGCAUUACAAAGAAUAGAUGAUGAAGAACCUAUCAUUGACGAAGAAACUGAAUUAGCAGCUGUUCUUGAUGAAGAAUUACCUUCGCCCACUGAUGAAGAAAAUACUGAAAAAAUAAUUGAAGGAGCUGUUGAACAUACAGUUAAAUUAACUGAACAAUCGCCUAUUAUUGAUACAAUAACUGAUAAAGAUUCUAAAGAAAAAGAAAAUAUUAUAUCUGAAAAACAAAUUAAUUUACCAAAAGAAGAAUGGAUUGAUAAUGUUUAUGUAUGGAAAAGUAAAAUGCCAUGUUAUCCACUUGCUCAAUCAUAUGAAAACAUUGACAUACCAGUUCUCCACAGAUUAUAA